CUAUUUAUUUGGGUUUUCUGUUCAUUUGUGGUUUGUUUUUGUUUGUUUGGUUUGUUUUUCUUUUAAAGUGCCAGGGAGAACUGUAAGUUUUAAUCAGAAUAAGAUUUAGGCACUUAAAUAUCUUUGUGAAAUUGGUUUUGAAUAGUCUGUUGAAAGGUAGAAGGAUUGAAGCCAAAGUAUUCUUUGGAAAAAUGAAAUAGAUUAUCCCAGUUGCACUGUCUGGCAUUAUCUAUAAACAAUGCAUUUAGUGGAAUAGUUUCUCUAGAAUUUAAUUCUUCUCACAGUGUCUUCACCAACUGCUUCACUACAGCUCAGCAAAGCUCAUUCUUUUCAGUACUUCUGUGUUGCCCAGAUACAAAAUGCUGUUUGCUGCUACAAAAUAGCACUUAUUUCUUGCCAUUCUCCUCCUGAUUUUCCUAUCCCUGAGGACUAACUGCAGCGUUAGUGUGGUGCAGCCAAGCCCAGGGGCUGUGGGGACAUCACACCUGAACCAGAGCCCUGCCCCAGCCCUGCCCGUCCCACGCCCCAGUGCUGAUUUCCGUGGAUUUCGGAUUUCACUUCUCUCUGGGCAUGGCUGAAGGCACUGGGGGAUUUUCCACUUGUGUUUGUCUCCUCCUUGUCCUGCAAUGUCUGUUCCUUCAAACACAGCAGCUGCACCAAGAGUCAAACCUUGGUUCUUAAUCAUGUACAAAUCAUGUUCCUAAUCAUGUUCCAUCCUCUGUGGAAAAGAAUUUACUCUUGUGGUGUUUUGAAGAGAUAAACAGGUAUUUAUAACAUUAUUAACUAAACAGCAUUUGAGAUUAAAUUGUGGAACUUGUUUUAAUAGAGUGUAGAAAUAAUGAAUGAAUUGUACUGGAAACUCUACAAAGACACUGAGAAGAUCAAGCAGUGGAAACUGGCUGUGGAAUCAGAACUAAACCAGAAAGAAAGUGCAAGAAAAUAGAAAGGUUAUUGAAGCACAGCAUAAAGACAUUCAAGAGCUGCAGGCCAGGAUAGUACAAUAUACACUGAACAGAUGAACCAAAGAGAAAAUGCUUCUUGAUUUAGCAUGACAAUAUUACUAAUACAAUUAAAUACUAAAGAAUGUUGCAUGUUGAUUUUUACAAUGAGAAAAUGAUUAUUCUGAGCAGGGGUGUGCACCUGUCCUGUGUGAAUGUGUGGGUGAAGAAACUGCAAGUGUUUCAGUUGCUGGUAAAUUAUUGAUUUUUAUUCUUCCUUUCAUGCAAAAGAUGACUCAGCAUGGAAUAUCAGAUUAAUCAGACUUCUGUCUUCUGAUGAACAAAAAUACUUUUCCAUGCGAGAUUUGAGAAACAAAAGUUUAUUUCUAGGAUAUUUUUCAAUAACAAUGUAGUUUCCUAUUUGUUCACUUUGAAAUUAGUUUGAACAUGAAAAACUCACUUUAAAACUGGAAGAUGAGUAAGUAAUACAAAUUUAUUUUUAUGAAGCAUUUUUUUGUGCUGACAACAGUGCUGGCAUGAACAGGAAUGUUUAACUGUUAUAUUGUAAAGGUCAUUACAUUAUUAAUCCUCAGGCCCAGGAAGUUUGUGCAUUCCUGUGACACAUAUUAUGGGGUUUUUCUCUCUUUUAGAAGCAUUACUUUGAGAUUUCUGUGGUCACUUCACAGAGAAGUCCAGCAAACGUAAAUGCUCUUCAAUUCUGCUUUUAAUUCUGUUGGAAUUUGUGUUUUGAUUUUGGAGAACUUUCCCAAGACUUGAUCAAUACUUGGCUAAGACCAGCCACUUUAUUUAACUUGAAUUCUGCUUAUUAGACACAGGGACAACUGAAAGUAGAAUCUGUCCUUUUUCCUUCAUUAUAAUGCUAUUCUUAUUCUGUUUGAUUUCAGCUCUAACCAUAAAGAGUGAUGAAAAAGAUGAUUUAAUAGGAGACAUCAAGGCUCAGCUGCAGGACUCACAAAAUCAAUUUGCUGACUUAAUAGAAUCAAAAAGUAAGAGUUCACUUUGCUACAGUAAAAUAUAAUUGCUUAUAGAGGUAUAGAAAACAGGAUCAUGACAAUUUUACUCUGUUACUAGUCAGCAGCAGAAUUUUGGGGCAUUGUAGGCCCUAUUUUUGUCUGGAACAGACAAAUGAUGUGGGAUCAGGACUGGAAGGGUAGUUUUUAGGACAACUCAACCAGUGAGAACUUUUGAAGAUUACAAGAGGAAAACACAUUACUUGAGUUUUACACACUUAUAGUUAGGUUCCACUGAGGAAGUAUACUUUUCAGAACCGGAUUUUCAAUAUUUUAAGCAAUUUAUACUAAAAUAUUUAUAGACUACAAUACAAAUAUGUUUGAUCUUUGUUAAAAUUGAUAAAUAUAUGUAAUACUACAUUUUAGUAGCUUUUUAAAGUAAAUAUCCUAUUUUUUUAAACAUAAAGGUGGAUUGAAAAUUCAGUUCUGUAAAGACAAAUAUUGAGCAUUUACUUCUUCUAUUCUGUCACACCUGGGGCAGAGUUUUACCUUUAGCAUUUUUAUGCUACUGGGUUGGUACUGUUCAUCCUUGACAAUACUGCAGGAGGCUCUGGAUUGUCUUUGGUGCCGAUUUGUUGUUUGUUUUUUUUUUGCUUUGCCCUCAGCACAGUGAUUGUGUAUCUUAGACUAACAAAUAUCUAGACUUUCCAAAGAAAUGAAACCAAAUCCAAAGGGCGCUAUCAUCUGAGCCAAACAGCAAAUUGGAUUAUGAAGCAUUUUCAGACCAUAAAUGGAGAUUGCUGGCAUAUGAUAUGCAACAAAGAGAUUUGCUGUUUUAAUCUGUGGUUGAUAGGAAAUGCUGCUGCUAAUCCUAGGAAAGAAAGAGAAGAGCAGCCUGUGAAUCUAUAAAUUUGAGAGAUGAGAGCUGUGUUUCAAGCAGUUACAGAGACUCGAAUAGGCAGAAUAGCUUUGAAAAUUCAGCAGCCACAGGCUGUUUAAAUGCAAAACCUGGCAAAAACACUUGUUUCUAUGGCAGCAUAUCAGGAUCUUAUUUCCUUUUAUCAGUGGAGGGCUGGAACUGGAUGGAGUUGGCAAUAAUUCCUCUACCAGAAUACUCAUCUUUCAGAAUCUGAUUGCUUUUGUCUGUUUUUCAUCAGCAGAGCUUCCAAUUAUUGGUUGUUUGCAAGUGUGGACAUGUUUUUACUUUACUAUCUAUAGCUGCAUAUUUCAUGGAAAUAAGAGUGGGCCUGCUCUGUAAGUAACCUGCUCAUGGGAUCACAAAGUUUUCUUUGUGUUGUACCACUACCAGGGGCAGAGUGAGCAGGAAUAAUGUCUGAUAACUUCUGACUGUUCCUCCUUUUAUUUUAGGCAUUGAUCAGUGACAGAGAAUCCUAUUAAAUUACUGUUACAUACGAGCUUCUGGUAUGCACUGAAUUUCUGUAGCCCAUUACGGAGACUCCUGGGGAAUGAACCCAAGGUUUUUAUAAUUACUAAAUUCUAUUUACAGAUAUCACUUGAAGCACUUCCUGUAGAACAUCAGCACACCAUCAUUCACUUAAUGAAAGAGUAAAAUCACUGAUGUCAGGGAAUGGAUUGGUUUGGUUAACAGAAAGGUUAAAGAUAAAUAAUUAACAGUGUAACUGGCUGUUCCAGAACAGGGCUGCAAAGCUGGGCUAUAAAAGCACAUUAAAAAUUUCUAUCACUGAGUCUCUGCAGGUCAGCAGGAGGGUAACCAAAGAAACAGAUCCAUAAGUAUCAGACUGUGGAUGAUGGAUUUUAGGAAACUGCAUGGAAGAAGCCUCAGGCACUCACAAAUUGUGACACUGGACUUUGUUGUCCUGCACAGUCUUUUGUCUUGCUUCUCCCUGUAGCUUAUGGGAUCUCACUCCCAUCAGAGAGCUCAGUAAUGAAUGUUCCAUGGUCACAGCCAUAAGGACAAUCCAGGAGCUUUUUUGCCAGCUUGACAGUUUGUGUAAAUGACUGAAUAUACAUCAAUACCACCCUUUUGAUGGGCAGGAUAACAGUGCCAGCAAGGGAAAGGCAGCAGCCAGGAGGUUCUGUGACCAUAUCAGCAUGGGGCUGAGCUGAUAAGCAGCACUCACAUUGGCCCCAAGCUCCACUCAGAGUCAUUUAUUGCCUUUCCAGAUAAAUGAAUUUUCACUCUUAAUACCUGGUCAGGUAUUUCCCCAGUACAGUGCAGAGUGUUCAGAGGCUGGGUAAAAACCUUGCAGUGCAUAAAGGUACCACUGAGAUUAAACCAACUGCUCCAGUGGUUGAUAAUUGCCCGCACUCAGUAUCCCCACACAGGGAUGACAGCUCUAAACCUUCCUGACAGGGGAGCUCUGCACAGAUGGAACCAAAGACAUUGCAUCUGUGCAAUUGCUUUAACAACCAAAUUUGUAAUCACUGCAAACAAUGAAAUUGGGUUUUUGUGGCAUGACCUAUUUUAUGUAACAUCAGUAAUUACAUUUUCAUCCGUUAAUUCUUUAUUGCUCAAAUCCUGUCUCAAUUUUCUGUUAUUUUACCUGGCUGGUGGAGAGUUACCUGGGUCAACACUUUUUCCUUAAAUAUUGCCAUUAUAUUAGCACUUUCUUUUAAUGUUUUGAAAUUUCCUCAGUAUUCCAGACUUCUUGUAAUGAGCAUUAGCUAGCUAAUAAUGUUGAGUUUAAAAUAUUUUAUUCCUUAUAUAUUUAUUCAAUAAUUUUUGUUGCAGAUCUGUGUGUGGUUGUUCAGUCACUAUGUUUUCAAAAGCACAAGUACUUAGUGAAGCCUUUGCACUUACUCUGCAUCAACAGCUUGUCUUCAUCUUGUAAUGUUCCCUGACUUUAUUGUUGGCCUCUGGCCUCCAGAAGUUUAUUUCCUACUCUUCAGCUUUCUGUGCAAGUUUUCUGCAUAUUCUCACCUCUAACAGAUAUUGUUGUUGGUUUUCCUCUAUUUUUGUUGCUAUAGUUUUUAUUGCUGCACUCUCUUUUUCAUCUUUAUUAUGACUUUCAAACCUCAUUACAGCUUGCUGCUGAUGUUUGCAGACAUCUCACUAAAUCUUGUUAAGGCAAAUUCUUAAACCUUUUUUUCACACUAAUCUCCCCCUCCUCCUUACACCCAGUUUUCUCAGCUCAGAGAAAUUGGCACUUUGAGGCAGCAAAGAGUACAUGUCCUCACACUCUGACCUGUUCUCUGUCUAUGUUCUUACAAAGGAUGUUGAGACAUUUAAACCUGGCUGUGGUGGUCUCCAGGGUGCAGAAAUGCAGCUCCAACUCCCUAAAGCUGUGAAUCUUUAGAGGAAAGAAUCAGCUGUGCAUGCAAGGCUUACAUAUCAUAUUUUUGCUUUAAGAAUGCUGGUUUUUUAUUCUUACUGUGAUAAUUUUUUGUCCUCUCCAGGUUUUAGUUUUAUGAAUUUUUUCAGGUUCUUUGUGUCCUUUGAAAUAGUCUCUGUAUUUCCCAAGAACAAACAUUCUUUUCUGUGGUUAAAGCUUCAAACUACCAAGCCCAUACACGUGUAUGUUGUGUGUGUGUGUACAGUGUAUAUAUACACAUAUACAUUAUCUGUGUGGGGUUGUGUAGUGUAUACGGAGAGAACCUGAGUGUUUGUAUUCCAAAAAUAUCAGAAAAAUACAGAGUUAAUAACAUACUGGUGUAAUAGCAAAGUGAGUGUUACUCUGCUGUUGCUAAGUGAGAUGGACAAAAAUAAAGAGUACAAUUAAUACUCUGCUGAUGUCCCUAAGCCAGAAAGAGGUUUAAAUAGAAUUAAAUUAUAUUUCAUUCCUGAGAAAUUAACCCAGAAUUAAAGACUCCAUGAAAACAGAAAGCAUUUGGCUAGUCUUAAGUGAACAAAACCUCCAUUAUGUUAUCCUAAAAAUGCUUGAAAAAUCAGUGCAGGACAGAGACUUGUGUGCAGCAGUCUGAAACCACAGGAAAAGGAGACCCUGUUGUGCAGGAAUUAGCUGAACACCAACUGGAUCACUCCUCCAACAGCUCAAAGUAACCACAUUUACCACCUCAAACUCACGUUUUCCAUGCUUCUCAUGGCUAUGUAAAUCAGGAAUGUGGUUGACCUGCAUAAGACCAUCUGAUCAGAUUACAUCCAUCAAAUCAGAUUACAAAUAGGAGUUAGGUGAUGGCCUGGAAGGGCACGUGUUCCCAGAGCUGCAGGGAGGGGCUGACACAGAACAGUGGUUUUGUAGACCACUUCUCCCUCUUGCUCUCCCAAAUGUGAGUGUUUUCCCCCAUCUGGGGACAUUGUUUCAUUGGUAUUGAUGCAAUAUUUUGUUUUUUACUGUGCUGCAAGGAGUGGUUUUGUAAGUUUUUUCCCUAUCAAUCAGUAUUCAGUGAAUUGCUUGUUGCUUCAAUGUUUGCUGAGAAGGCUCCAGGCCAGCCAAUUUCUGAGCGUGCUUUGCUUGAGCAGGUAAAUCAGUCUGUGCCAGGCUGCAGCGCCAUGGGUUUGAUUUCAGAUUUGUUGCUUCGUGAGCACUGCACAGACUUAGAGAACUCCAGGAUGGUUUACGUUGGAAGGAACAUUAAAGCUCAUCCUAUCCCACCCCCUGCCAUGGGCAGGGACACCUUCACGAUCCCAGACUGCUCCAACCUGGGGCACUUCCAGGGCUGGGACAGCCGCAGGUCCCCAGGCACCCUGUGCCAGCAUCUCGCAGCUGUGCCUGGCAAGGAGCAAGCAGAGUGAACCAGAGCUCAUUAAACCUUAGCAAAACACAGGUGUAAAAUUCAGCAGCUGUGAUUCUGGAGGACUCCAUAUCCAUGCCAGCCUUCCUGCCAUGCUCUUGCUGUCCUAUGGAGCAAUUAAAUUAAUCAAUAAUAACUUUUUAAAAGCGCUGGUUAGUUUAAAAGCCUGAGGAGGGAAUUACUGUUAAUAUAAUUAGAUUUCCAGCUCCAGUUUCCAGGUUAGGAUAUUAUGGACAUGUUUGUUCCUAUCACAUUUGCUUUGUGGUUCAGUAUGAAUUUUCAAUAGAUGACUUUGUGAUAAGAAAGCAGCAGUUGAGAUGCAAUUACAUAAACAGUAAGAUCAGCCAGGAGAGUAUAAAGCACACACAGAGCUUGUGCUGGGUCACUGCCUCUCCCAGCUCAAGGCAGAAUCAGGUUCCUGUAAUAGGGAAGAACUCUGCUGACAAGAGGUUGGUCUUUCCAGACUGGUGGUGUUGCAGCUACAGGGUAAACCAGCCUGUGAAAUGGAUGGCUUUGCUAUGGGAAACUGGCAGCUGGAAGAGACUAGAGGGUGAUGUCCUGUUGUUGGUAGACACUGUCAUUUAAAGUUUAUCAUUUAGAGGCUCUAGAGUAGUUCCUGAAAUUGUCUUGGAGCUAAUCAAGGCUUUGUUCUCAGGAUCCCCCUGCAGGUCUGAGAAAUGAGGUCAGAACAACAGACAGAUAAAGCAGGAUUCAUUAAGUGGAACUCUUUGCUGAUGGUCUUUAUUGUAAUUUGCUUGAAUUUUUUAUUUAGUUCUUGGCCGUGUUCCCAUCUCAUCAUGCCUCUAAGCCACUGGAAAUUGAAAAAUCCAGUUUUAUGCCUGAUAUGCACAGCCUUGUCUUUUUGUCUCUUUAACAUUUUAUAAGAUGCUUUCUUUAGAAAAUUGUUUUAAAGCGGUGAGAUUAUUUUAUUAUCUCUGCUUAAUGCUAGAGCUCAUGUUAUCUUAUGUGUCACACUUUCAUAUCUUUCAGCUCCUCUUAUUUGUUCUAUGCCAGGAUUUUAUCAGUCACAAGUGAGAAAAUCCAUGUAAUACGCUUUAGCGGGGGGAAAGUGAACUUGUUCUAUGUUGUUAAUGGCCUCUUUGCCCUUGUUCUCUGUUUAAUGGUCAGUAUUAUUUCAAUAAGGACUGAGAUUGGAAAGAAAUUGUCAGGCUGUAGCUAGAAAUGUUAAGAUUACUCCAGGUCUGUGGCUGUCCUGGCUGCUCCUGUCGCAUGCUGAGGACAUGGCUGGAAGGUACAUCCCAUUUUACCUGUGGCUUGCUCUGUUUGUUUCUUCUUCCCCAUCCAGCAUGAGUCCCUUCUUUGUGCUGUCUCUCCUCUUCGGCCUGAUUUUCGGACAAACAGCAUCACUCUGUGCUCCUUCUGAGUACACAAUCCAUGUGGAGAAACGAGAGUGUGCCUAUUGCCUGGCCAUCAACACCACCAUCUGCGCUGGAUUCUGCAUGACUCGGGACAGCAACGGCAAGAAGCUGCUUCUCAAGAGUGCUCUGUCCCAGAACGUGUGCACCUACAAAGAGAUGCUGUACCGGACAGCGCUGAUCCCGGGCUGCCCUCACCACACCAUCCCCUACUACUCCUACCCCGUGGCUGUGAGCUGCAAGUGUGGCAAGUGCAACACUGACUACAGUGACUGUGUCCGUGAGAGGGUCAGGACAAACUACUGCACUAAGCCACAGAAGCUCUGUAACCUGUAAAGCUUUCAGUGGGAUGUGGGUGAAAUGUACUGCUCUGCUCACGCCUCAACAGAAAUAAAACUGUUUCAUAUUCGGUUUGCAAA
Molecule: messenger RNA, 8378 nt
Organism: Taeniopygia guttata (zebra finch)
Lineage: Eukaryota; Metazoa; Chordata; Aves; Passeriformes; Estrildidae
Gene: TSHB
Product: thyroid stimulating hormone subunit beta
Biological process (GO): G protein-coupled receptor signaling pathway
Cellular component (GO): extracellular region; cytoplasm
Molecular function (GO): hormone activity
Source: RefSeq, a predicted model, not a curated record